Messenger RNA from Daldinia decipiens, 1504 nucleotides. RefSeq names its product carbohydrate esterase family 8 protein. The coding region runs from base 53 to 1201 and encodes 382 amino acids. Gene Ontology annotation, molecular function: pectinesterase activity. The record is from RefSeq and is a predicted model, not a curated record. Gene Ontology annotation, biological process: cell wall modification. The transcript has 3 exons. Lineage: Eukaryota; Fungi; Ascomycota; Sordariomycetes; Xylariales; Hypoxylaceae.
UCAAUCCGUAGCUAGUCAUAAACCCCCAAUAAACGUAUCCCAAGUCGCCGAGAUGCUAGCAUCUAAAGCUAUUCUCAUAGUAGAGUUUAUUUCUACCUGCUUUGUUUCGUUAGCUUUCGUAGCCGGUAUAUCAAAUGCGGCAUCUAUAGCACCAGUGCUCGAACGUAUCUCUCCCGCCGAGGGCUUUUCCAAGAAUGCCAACACUGUUGAUGUGAACGCCACGGAGCCUGCCAUUGAUGACUACAUUAUAUCACAAUCUCCCAUCAAGGGGAAAUCCGUCCACGCAACCUUCAGCGCAGCCAUCGCCGCCAUCCAGAAAGUGUCGAGCACAAAAGCCGUAACUGUAUUCGUUUACCCCGGCACCUACAAAGAGCAGAUCGUCUUCAACCGCUCCGGCACCACCAUCUUCCGCGGGUACACCGAGGACACAUCCUCUAACAAGCACAACCAAGUCACCCUCCAGAACAGCCACGGCGUCGACACCCAAGCCGACCAGAGCAACUCCGACUCCGCGACCCUGUACUCCCGGGCCUCAGACAUCCAGCUCUACAACAUCAACCUGAACAACAUCUUCGGACAGACCCGCAACUUCGCAUCCCUGGGCUUCGCCAUCGGCAACAACGGCCGCGCCGCCUUCUACGGCUGCCAAGUCACCGGGAACCAGGAUACGUUCGACACAAACGCCGGGACCAGCGUAUUCGCCUACAACACGCUGAUCGAGGGGUCCGUUGAUUUCAUCUGGGGCGCCGGGUCGGUUUAUCUCCUCAACUCCACAAUCGUGCCCAAUACCAAGGGCGGGUACAUCGCGGCGAUGAAGCGAGCGUCGGCCAGCAGCCCCGGCGGCCUCGUGUUCGACCAGUCUACCAUUGCCGCGGCCGCGAACACGGCUGCCGGAUCCGUGUUCCUGGGCCGUCCGUAUAGCCAAUACUCCCGGGUCGCGUAUAUCAAAACGUACCUGGACGGCUCGAUUGCGCCGGCGGGGUGGUCCGUCUGGUCGAAGACGGACCCGCGGACCGACGGGGCUCUGCUUGGCGAGUAUCAGAACUAUGGUCCUGGGGCCGAUACCAAAGCCCGCGCUUCCUUCUCGCGGCAGCUUUCUAAUACGGAUGUCGCGCAGUUUCGACUGUCCAGCUUUUUCUCUUCUCAGGGGACAUCAUGGAUUGAUAUGACACAUGUUAAGACUACCCCGUUUAGCCUCUAGUUUAUAGUGAUAUAUAGGGAUUUUGAUGCUUUGACUUUAUUGUCCUGUUUAAUAGUGUGAUUAUUAUUGAUGUUAGGUUCACAAGCUACCCCUUUUCAGCGUUCUCGACGGACGAAGAAAAGCAAGCAAAGUAUGCGACUUCAUCGAGCAUGGAUGACUACCUGAUAGAAAUGAUAUUAUAUGAUUAACUGAUCCAUCAUAGUUUCAGUUAGUCUAUUCUUUUCCCCGGGAAGUCCUACUUUUACUUUGCUUCUCGUAGUUGGGUACUUCAUAUCUUUGUUGCAUCACGCAUGUUUCCCCCUU